Culex quinquefasciatus (southern house mosquito) is the source of this 519-nucleotide messenger RNA. RefSeq lists its product as uncharacterized. The transcript is spliced from 3 exons. The record is from RefSeq and is a predicted model, not a curated record. Bases 1 to 366 code for a protein of 121 amino acids. NCBI's taxonomy places the organism in Eukaryota, Metazoa, Arthropoda, Insecta, Diptera, Culicidae.
AUGGAUGGCUCGUUGAAUGCGAUGCUCAUUAGGAAGAAAGCUUUGAUGAGUGAGAACGCGUUGUCCCACAAGAACUAUUUCGCCACUAAUGAGGCUAGUUUAGCGAGAUUAGUAGAUCGAUCUAGUGCCGUGUCGUGUGCGUGUGUGAAGACCGUGUGCAUGUGCGUUCCAGAAAUCCUGCUCUGCAUCCACCGCCACGCUCGUCAAAGACGGCCCGAUCUACCGGGGACCAGCUACCGCUUCGAUCCGGCCGCAACGCCCACGCCGCCGAAGGCCAGCGCUCGCCAAACCGCGCUCGGCAGCGGAACUGUACGGCCACGCCGUAACAGGACAGCAGCAACCGUCACCGCAGCGUCCUUGAAUUAACCGCCAUCGCGCACAGCAUCCGCCAUCGCGAUCGCCAACCGCCAUCAACCUAACCUGGAAGGUUAGAAACCACGUGAGUGAGUGAAGGUUAACCCUUGGGAGAGAAGUCCGGCCUCGAAGGCGGACACGCGAACCGGCAGCAAACAACAACCA